Molecule: messenger RNA, 1987 nt
Organism: Ruditapes philippinarum (Manila clam)
Lineage: Eukaryota; Metazoa; Mollusca; Bivalvia; Venerida; Veneridae
Product: trimethylamine monooxygenase-like
Exons: 4
Coding region: 130-1488 (452 amino acids)
Molecular function (GO): NADP binding; flavin adenine dinucleotide binding; N,N-dimethylaniline monooxygenase activity
Source: RefSeq, a predicted model, not a curated record
AUCACGGCCCUCUUGUUGUCAGUACUGUUUUUGUCAUCCAAAGAGAGUAACCAAAUCUGAAAUUGGCUAUAUGUGAUUUUAAGCUAUCUGACUUGGCCUAAAACCUGUCAAUAGUUUCACCUUAACGAAAUGUCUAAACAGAAACCAAGAGUGUGUAUUAUUGGAGCCGGUCCAAGCGGCAUGUCAGUGAUGUACCAGAUAAAACAACUUUACCCUGACGAGAUUGACUUUGAAUGUUAUGAAAAGCAGGCAACAUGGUGUGGACAAUGGAACUUUACCUGGAGAAAAGACGCGGACGAAUAUGGUGAACGUAUACAUAAUUGUAUGUACCGAAAUUUGUGGGCGAUAGGAGCGAAGGAAGUUAAUGAAUACAAGGAUUAUACAUUUCAGGAUCAUUUUGGUAAAGAGUUGCCUUCCUAUUUACCAAGAGAAAUGUAUCGACGCUAUCUUGACGGUCGCAUGAAAAGGGUCAGCACAGGUGAUUUUCUGGAACACAUUCACUAUCAACAUGUAGUCAGUAGUGUUGAAUACAGAGAUACGACUGACGACUUUAUUGUCUGGGCAAGAAAUCUGCCUAACAACUCCCUGGUCGAGGAAGUAUUUUCACAUGUUAUAGUUUCUUCGGGAAGGUUUUCUUACCCGAACAUGCCAACUUACCCUGGUAUUGAUACAUUUUGUGGUAGAGUACUCCAUUCCCACGAGUUCAGGGAUGCAAAGGAGUUUGCGCGUCAAAAGGUGCUUAUCAUAGGUGGCAGAUUCUCUGCAGGCGACAUUGCUCUUCAGCUGAAUAAGUAUGGCUCAGCACAUGUCAUUUGUAGUUGUAAAGAACCCAUGAAUUUGAAGUGGCCUAAAGGUGUUGAAGAACGACCAAUCGUCGAUGAAAUCAAAGGCAAUACAGCUGUGUUCAAAGAUAAAACACAGUUUGAUUUUGAUGCAAUCAUCUAUUGUACGGGAUAUAGAUAUAAUUAUCCAUUUUUGAUGGGGAAUCUUCAUUUUGACGGCGAAGGUACAGGAACCCUUUACCCGGACAACUUAUACAAAGGUACAGUGUGGUUUAAAGGCGGCAACAAGAAACUAUUUCAUAUGGCAGCCUUUGACAUAUUUUUUGGGUUUGGUUUAUUGGAUGCACAAGCCAUGUGGAUUUUGAAGUUCAUCUUUAAAGAAUUAUCUGGACAAAAAGUUCAGUUGGAGGAAAUGGAAUGUAAUAUUAAAAAAUGGCAGAAACAAAUACAGAAUGUAAAAAGUGUAACUGAUAUUUUUACAUUUCAAAGAGAUUUUUUUCAUGACAUUGGUAGCGAUGUCGACUACCCAGUGGAAUAUGUCGAUAAGGCAUAUGCUAUUUUGAUUGACCUAAUUGAGAAAAGGCAAAACAACAUCAUCCGAUAUAAAGAUGAGUGCUAUGAAUCUAUUUACACGGGGAAACUUGCACCAUCCCAUCAUACAAGCUGGGCAGAAUGUAUGGAUGAUUCUGUUGAUGCAUUUAUAUAAACACAUAUAUAUUAUGUGCAUUAUACGUAACAAUUAUAAUGUGUCUUACUAAGUAUUUUGCUUUCGUUGCUUUGGUGUGAUUUACUUUGUUGUAACUUACAUAUUUUCAAAAUAUACUUUGAAAAAGAGUUGAAUUAAAAGCAAUAAAAUAAUGGUCACUAAGGUCGGCGAGUAAACAGUUUAAACAUUGAUUAAUUUAUGUUAAAUAUUUUUAAAUUAAAAACCGGUCCUACUUAAAUACAUUUAGAUGAGAUUGAAAGGCUGGUGUGAAUAAUAAGUGUUCAAGGCGAGUUCAGAACAUAAGACGAAAGAAGAAGAAGAAUUAAAAAUAGAUGUGGUUGGGCUGUCAUUUGCAUUGAUAAAUCCAAGAAUACAAGACAGGAGGGUUAGGAGGAUAUACAUUUUCCCACAAAAUAACAUUAAUGUUUAUAUUACACCGAGGUCACGGAGAUCUAAACAUGUAGUUUGAGCGUGUGUGCGUGACUGUGUCUUUGUUUGU